Molecule: messenger RNA, 1703 nt
Organism: Prunus avium (sweet cherry)
Lineage: Eukaryota; Viridiplantae; Streptophyta; Magnoliopsida; Rosales; Rosaceae
Gene: POP4
Product: ribonuclease P family protein
Biological process (GO): tRNA 5'-leader removal; rRNA processing
Cellular component (GO): ribonuclease MRP complex; ribonuclease P complex
Molecular function (GO): ribonuclease P RNA binding
Source: RefSeq, a predicted model, not a curated record
AAUAUAUAUAUAUGCCAAUUUCAAUUUUUAGAUGUCUACGAAAGUCAGGGCAAAUUCCACAUAAGCAUAGGCCUCCUUUCUCUGUCUUCGGAUUUCUGCACCAGCUCCAAAUCGUCUGAACUUUGCCCAAACGAGUGCAUCAUCAACCUCGCUUCCUCACCGAAUGGCAAACUCGUAACAACCCUAGCGUUAUCUCCGUCUUAACCAAACGGUGCGUUUUGGCUCUCAACGUCUUCGCGCGCGCCGCUCAAGCUAACGAGACUCUGGUUUUUGGUGCAUGCCAUGUGUUUGAUGAAAGUACCUAAGGCUUCUGUGUCAUUGUUUAGCUAAGGAAGAAGGUUGAAUCUUUUCAAGCUGCCAUGGCUGGUGAGCCAAUCGUUGAAGAUCAACAACGGCAACGAACUUUGAAAGCAUUGGAGCGAAGGUUCGAGGCUGCCCAAGCUGAACUUGAUUUACAAAAAAAGAAGACUGUAAAGAGACCAAAAACCGAGGAACCUGGAAAGAAAUCGCAUAUCCCAACUUCUUCGGCUGUUGAUUCUUCAGCAAAGUCAACCAAUGCAUCAGCCUCACGUUCAACGCCAUCAAAGAAAGGGGCUUUCACUUUUUCUGGUUAUGUUAAUUCACAAGAUAUCGACGAAAGCGGUCCAACGUAUGCAAAACUCUCUCAAUCUGUACAUGAGAAUCUGCUGACAACCAAUGUUGAGGUCUCUGGUAGAAAGGAGAGUAAAGUUGAUAAGGUUUUGCACGAGCUUCUUCAGAGUGGAGACUCGGCUCAGAAGUACAUGCAAGGAUCCAGAAGCAAGAGAAUUGACAAUUGGAUCCUCCUUGACAAUUACGUGCAAGGACGUGGCGUUUCGACUGGCUCUCGUGCCAGGGCGUUGCAGAUUCAUUCGAAGCGCUCGAAAAAACGCAUGUCGAUCAAGCAGCAAAAAAAGCAUGGAUUGUUUGAUUUGCCCCAAGAUUUCCAUUGCUUUGAUAAAUUUAAGCCAAUGCAUGAGAUGUGGAAAGACUAUAUUGUGCAACUUCUGAAAACUACUGGGAAGAAUCAGCUGGCUCAAUGUCUUCUUACUGCAGAUCUACAUGGUGCUAUUAUUUCAGUUGCUGAGUGUAAAGUAACUUCCUACACUGGAGUGAGUGGUAUCAUGAUUCGUGAAACAGCAGAAACAUUUGGGAUAAUUACACAGGAUGAUAAAUUCAGAGUGGUGCCCAAAAGGUUUUCUGUUUUUAUAUUUCAAGUUGAUUGCUGGAAGAUUACCUUGCAUGGGGACAAACUCACUUCAAGAAACUUGAGUUUGUGAUUGUCUCAGAAUCGUCGGACUUUCAAGCAAUAUCAUUGAUAGUCAUAUCAGAGAUUCAGUCAAGAAGUUCUGCAGAAAUGCUGAGUAACAGUGAAAGUCAACUAAAAGGAUCCCCUUAUGUUAUCAAGACAUGGUGCUCUCUUGGGUGGUUCGUUGGUUUGAGUCGUUUGACAAUGCUGGUUGCUGGAUAAGCUGCUGAGAUGGCUUUAGCACCGAACCUUUGAGAAGAGUACUGAUCACAGCAGGAUGGAGACUGGACUCUUGCAGGUACCAGCUGGUCUUUAGUAUGCCGCUAUACAAGCCAUUGCUGUGCAUCACAAAAUUAGAAUAGUUGAAGAACUCUUUGGAAUCCUUUUUUGGGGGGAUUGUCUUCUAUAUUUUUCUCUGCCUGACCUUCUGUUUGAA